Molecule: messenger RNA, 1896 nt
Organism: Drosophila biarmipes
Lineage: Eukaryota; Metazoa; Arthropoda; Insecta; Diptera; Drosophilidae
Gene: MICU3
Product: calcium uptake protein 3, mitochondrial
Exons: 10
Coding region: 52-1635 (527 amino acids)
Biological process (GO): mitochondrial calcium ion homeostasis; calcium import into the mitochondrion
Cellular component (GO): uniplex complex
Molecular function (GO): calcium ion binding
Source: RefSeq, a predicted model, not a curated record
UUUCUAUUUGUCACUAGCUUAGUUUGUGUUGCUCGUUAAAAUUCGAUCGCGAUGGCAAGUGCAGUGGCUAGAUUAACGGCUAAAAGUGGCGCUAUAGUCGCCCAGCGAUCGAGUGUGGGCGUGACCAUUGGCCGAUCGGUCAGAUUCGCCAGCAGUUCGACGCAAUCCAUCGGAAUUCGGGGCCACAAAACGCGACGUCUGCUGACUUUUGUGGGCGGCAGUGCCGUUUCGUUGGCCGCCCUGGCGGCUUUCAUCAAACUGCGGUCCGCGGAAAACCCAGUGAAUGCAGUUAGCCUCAAGAGGCGCAUGCGCGACGAUAGCGAGCUGGAGAACGUGAAGCUCACGGCCCGGGAGCGCCGGUUCAUCAAGUUCGCCUCCGUGGAGUUCGACGAUCAGCUCUACAUGACCCCGCAGGACUUUCUGGACUCCGUGGUGGAGCAGGAACCCAGACCUCGUCUUAAGCGUCGACAGCUCUCCAGCGACGAGGUGGAUAAAUACAAGGAAAACACACCUGCUCUAAAGAAGGGUUCAACUCGUCUAUUUCGCAAUCUUAGAGAUAAAGGCAUUGUCUCCUACACGGAAUAUUUGUUUUUGCUCUCUAUUCUAACAAAGCCCAAAUCUGGCUUCCGCAUUGCCUUCAACAUGUUCGACACCGAUGGAAACCAGCGGGUGGACAAGGACGAGUUUCUAGUGAUAAUUUCCAUUUUGGCCGGCGCUUUAAAAGACACUCAAAAUGUCGAUCCACAAACCAAGCAAAUUCUAUCGCGUUUAGUUUCCUACGAUGAGCAAAGUCAAAUGAUGAAACCCAUGGCAGUGAACCCUCAAGCGAAGAGGGGUCUCAUGGAGCGCAUUUUCAGCGGUGCUUGGAAGGAGAAGCACGGCGAACAAGAGUCGGAGGAGGAGCCCGAGUCCCCCACGCCCGCUCCCCUCGAGCAGAGCUAUGUGAACGAUGGCGAAGGACUGCAGCGACGUCACAUGGUGGCCACCACCCUGCAGCUGCACUUCUUCGGGAAACGGGGCACUGGGGUGAUCAACUAUGACAACUUCUACCGCUUCAUGGACAACCUGCAGACGGAGGUGCUCGAGCUGGAGUUCCACGAGUUCUCCAAGGGCAACAGUGUCAUCAGCGAACUGGACUUCGCCAAAAUCCUGCUGCGCUACACAUACCUGGCCACGGAUGAGUAUGAUGUCUUCCUGGAGCGCCUGCUCGAGCGGGUGAAAGAUGAGAAGGGUAUAUCCUUCCAUGACUUUCGGGACUUUUGCCAUUUCCUAAACAAUUUAGAUGACUUUACCAUCGCCAUGCGCAUGUACACUCUAGCCGAUCGAGCCAUUUCGAAAGAUGAGUUCUCGCGCGCUGUGAAGAUCUGCACCGGCUACAAGCUCAGUCCGCACUUGAUCGACACCGUGUUCGCCAUCUUCGAUGCGGAUGGCGAUGGCCUGUUGUCCUACAAAGAGUUCAUCGCCAUCAUGAAGGACCGUCUGCACCGCGGCUUUAAAGUAAGUGGUCGUUUCUUUGAUUACAACGAAGCUCUGGACGCCUACGAUGAACCCGCUUACCCCCUGUUUGUGGCCUGGCGACAUCGGGUGUGCCGGCACCUGGACUACUUCAUCGACAGCGAUGCACUUUGGCACUGAUUUUGUAGCUUAGUUUAGUUACUUUAACCACUACCUCGUUUUGUUUGCGGCUUUUGUCCUAAUCUCGCUGACCAGCAUUGAAUGUGUGUGUUUUUGUCUCGCCUGUAACCGUUUUUGCUUUAAGCUAUGAUUUUUAUCUCUUAAUUUUAGCUUAUUUAUUAAGUUAUUAACCCUACUCAAUGACAUUUAUUUUAUAAAUUUUUAAUUUUAGUUUUACUUGAAUUGGCCAUACAACCAUUAAACACUGAUAUUGACACAGAA